UGUCAGUCAGGUUCGGGCGUGUUUCACCAGCAGGCGGGACCGGGCCAGGCUCACGUCUUUCUCUCAUUUUUCGGUGGACUAAUGUUUCAUACACAGUAGAUAUGGAUUUUGACGCGUUAUUCAACGAGAAGACGUUUCAGAUUUCAGACUUCCAGGAGUUCACGUUUCUCCCGGGACACCAGAGAUGGACAGAGCGAGUGAGGAAGAGACUGUACUACGGCCUGGACAAGGAUGUUUCCCUGGAUGCCCUCUCCUGCCCCGUUACAGAUAUUGCCGUUGAAAUCUUCCAGAAGUCUGCCCCAAGCCCAAUAAGAAAGCUACACAAGAAAUAUGCUGCUCAUGUUGCCAGGGAGGCUUGCAUCUCUCCAUGUGCCAUGAUGCUGGCCUUAGUUUACAUAGAAAGACUCCGACAUAGAAACCCUGAAUACCUGCAAAAGAUCUCCUCUUCUGACCUUUUCCUGAUCUCAAUGAUGGUUGCCAGCAAGUAUCUGUAUGACGAAGGAGAGGAAGAAGAGGUUUUCAAUGAUGAAUGGGGAGCAGCUGGGAAACUGAACGUCCAAACUGUCAAUAACCUGGAGAUGAAUUUCUUGAACGCCAUUGACUGGAGCCUCUUCUCAGACCAAAGUGACUUCUUUGACAUACUAAGUCAGCUGGAAACAAGCAUUGCGGAACGGCAGGGAAUGAAACGGGGCUGGUUCACCUACACCGACCUGUGUGUGCUGAUGGAGCACUCUGCAUGGAGUCACGCCCUUACAGCCAUUUAUCAACAAUUUACAAAGGUGUCCUGUAUGCUUGGCCUGGUCUACCUGACCAGUGUGGCUGGCCUUAUUGCUACCAGCGCUGUGCUGCACCAGCUCAGCCUUCCCAGAAGUGGCCAGACCCUGUUCCCCGUGUCAGAUGAGAUCAGUUUUGCCCAUCACCAGACUUCCAACCUAAGUCCAGAAGCUCCUGCUCCUGCUCCAGCCCAAGACCUCUCUUGUUGUGUUCUAACCAACAGCAGUCUGAACGGUCAAACUGAUGCUCUGGAAGUCGGCCAACACGAUAGACCGAGCCCUCUAUCCGAGUAUGCACAGACGUCUGUUUUGUGUCUCUGGAGUUCCUUGCUUGGCUCGAUUGGUCAUAUAGAUCAACAAAAGAAUCCUGAAAAGGAACUGUCCCACUCCUGGUCUUCCGCCUACUUCAUCUGUCCUGGUUGUCUUCCAACACUCCCUCGUCUGCAGUGUGGGAUUCGAAAUAUCUCGGCGCUCCUGAAACCUGGUGCCAUUGAAAACCAUCGGCAAGCGUCAUGGCUGUCUUCCGACCUCCUGGGAGCUAGAGAAUCGAGCCUGAACUCUGAGUUGGGGGUGUUUCCUCGUGUGCAGCUUCACCCCUGCUUCCCGGAGUGUGUGUCGUCUGUUGACAAAGUCCAAGCUCUGCUCAUGCCUGGCUAGGAACAACGCACCAUGUCAACCUAAAGAGUUUGAUUCUUGAAGCAGAACCAGCAUUGUUUUCACGACUCAUUUGCUCCAAGUUAUGUUUUUGUCUAUUUUUGCAAAGUAGAAUGCAGGGGUGUAGGCGUUUUGCAGAGCAGUGUGAGGGCGGAUGCAGCAAACGGGUGACAAUUCAUGAAUAAAUAAUUGUUGCAAAAUGGGUCCAGUGCAACAGAAUGAGAUUUUUUUAUUACACCUACCACAAAUAUGGACACCAUUUAAUACUUUCAUUUAGCAGCAACAAAGCAAUUUUGCUACUUAUACUUGUCAAAGUUCAAAUCUGAGAUGGAGAUUGAGAGCUUUGUAAUGAAUAUGUAUCAAGUUUUUAUUUUGCCGCCAUAAUAUGAGUUGUUGUCAGGUUGGUGAAUGUGUUUGGGGGUUACACAGCAUAUCUGGGGUGAUUGCUUCACAGUAAGUUGCUUGAAAAUGAUCUGACUUUACAUGAAGGAGGUUCUAAACCAGUUUUUCUGGUUGACUAUGUUUUUGCUUCCCCGUAUCUGUUAGCGUAUGUUAUGUACACAGUUGAGGGUUUACAUCAGACUUUGGUCAAACAUGUGGAAAGUACUGAUUUUUUUUUUUUUUUUUUUUUUUUGCACAGUUGAUGGGUAAUAUGGUUUAUGGUUGUUCUUUUCUUUCCUCAAAACACCUGUUUUGAAAAAGGUUCCCUUUGUGCAGGAGAAGAUUGAAGAAACAUGAAGUAGGCACUUUACUGAUAGCUGUCUCUCAUGGUGUACUAGGCAUGUUUGAAAGGUCGUUUUUGUUCGUUUGUUUGUUAUGGCUCUAAGCAGUUUCUGACUUCUUUUGGUAUGGCAUGUUAAAAGCUAACAGCAGUUUUUUGUUGACGUGAUCUGGAAUUUGCAUACUUGGCUCAGCUUUCAUUGCAGUGCACAAUUUCACUUUAUUAUCAUAGUUUGGACUCCAUCUUUUUGAAACACCACAAAAGAAAAAAGUACAACAUUUUUAUGUGCCCAGUUACACAUGGACAUUUAUUUUGUUAUUAAACCUUUUACAAAUGGCUCUGAAUAUUUGAAUUUGAUACACUUUGGAGCAUAAAGUCCUUUAAUUUUGUAUAUGAUGCAAAUAUGCCUGAAUAUGUAGGGCGGGGGGGAAACCAAAUAAAACUGCUUUUCUU
Molecule: messenger RNA, 2601 nt
Organism: Cololabis saira (Pacific saury)
Lineage: Eukaryota; Metazoa; Chordata; Actinopteri; Beloniformes; Belonidae
Gene: cnppd1
Product: cyclin Pas1/PHO80 domain containing 1
Exons: 8
Coding region: 102-1430 (442 amino acids)
Biological process (GO): regulation of cyclin-dependent protein serine/threonine kinase activity
Cellular component (GO): nucleus; cyclin-dependent protein kinase holoenzyme complex
Molecular function (GO): protein kinase binding; cyclin-dependent protein serine/threonine kinase regulator activity
Source: RefSeq, a predicted model, not a curated record